ACCUUCCUUUUCUCAAGGAUUUGGUAGCUGGCCAGAUUUUCUGCUGAUUUUAAGUCCUACUUUUGGUUAGGACCUCGGUGAAUUCUCCAGCCAGCUUACCCACCUGUCCUUUCCUGGCUAAAUAUCAGCAGGAGGUUACAUUGCCAUUUCAACCACCAAAAAGCUCUUGUUUCUUCCGUAAAUACAGCUUAAUGAAGUGUCACCCAGGCAGUUGGCCUUACCCUUCUUCAGUUCCUUUUCAUUAGCAGAGGGCAUAUUUCAAUUUUCCCUAGCAUCUUCUUUGCGCUGCAUCUAUUUCUCUGCGCUGCCUCUCCUGACUAGAGAAAUAACUCAAAGGCAAACAUGAAUAACUCUCCAAUGUACCAAAACUACGAGGCAAGCGAUCAUGGUGCUUACGAGUUUGAUCCUCAAGUUGACUUUACACUGUUCUUGGAAGAAGCAAGACAACAUGCAAGAGAAAUGAAUCUGCAGUCAAUUUUACCACAUCCAGAAUCUGGAAAAGAAAGAGUGGAAGAAGAGAAAAAGAGCAGGAGGUCCUGGAAACACUCUCUCCUCAAAUGGUGGAAUGCUGAGAAAAAGACCAAGCCUCUCGUAGGAGCAACAAAUGGCUCCAACAUUUCAAAUCCAAGAAAGGGUCAUGUCUCCGGUCCUAUAUAUGGAAGUGGCAGAGGAGUUGAAGUCAGGUAUCGGCGACAAACAUCUGGGCCGCUGACUAAUCUUUUCAACCGUUCCAAGAGCGUGAAGAACGAGAACCGUUAUGUGUGUCAUGACCAUCUUAACAAUCCCCAUGGUGUCAAGGCCUAUGGACCUGUUUACCUGGUAACUUAGUAUUUCGGCGACAAAAGCUUUGCACUGAAACUUCUUCACUUUCCGUAGUGCAGUAGCUCUUGGUCGAAGGAUGGUGACACCGAGUGUAUUUGAUCAUUCGGAGAGGCAGAAACAACUAAUAUCUGGAAUCCAAGUAAUCAGCUUUAAUUUGUGUACAGUAGAUUAUUUAUAAUAGAAAGAGGUCGAGACCAGGACAACCUGUUAGUUUUAUUCUAUUAUCUGUCUCCUUCUCGCUUGCUUGUUUUUCUAGUCAAGACUGUGCAACCCAGAUAAAUAUUAAAGUAAAAAACUAUUCCAAGUAGCCAAUUGAGCUUUCUGCCUUGUAUUGGCUUGUGUUUAUCCAAACUGCAGUAUACUUGACGCAUAUGGAAAAAUAAAAAGAAUCAAUAUCAACAUAUGAAGACAAUUUAAAAUAAAAAAAUAAUCAAAUUUUCGGCAGCUACAAACACUCGUAGAUUGACCGUAGCCGCAGAAGUUUAUCAAUUUGAACGAUACCCAGAUGACUUCCUUCUCAUCCUUUUUGAACUUUGUUCCAACUCCCAAGUGUCAACAUGAAGGAAUGUCGACGGAAAGAAAA
Messenger RNA from Populus euphratica (Euphrates poplar), 1405 nucleotides. RefSeq lists its product as uncharacterized. The coding region runs from base 343 to 828 and encodes 161 amino acids. The record is from RefSeq and is a predicted model, not a curated record. The transcript has 3 exons. Lineage: Eukaryota; Viridiplantae; Streptophyta; Magnoliopsida; Malpighiales; Salicaceae.